CUCAGUAGGGACAGUAAUUCUUGUCUGAUAAAGUUUUCCUGUGACUUAGGUAAUGUCAGUCUAGUUCUCUUCACAGUGUCUGGUACACAGUAAGCAUUCAGUAAGUGGAAAUUGUCGAGAAUGACUCUGCCCUUGCUUAUCUUGAGCUUAUAGGGGAAAAAUUUUUUUUAAAAAAAGUGGAGAUUAAGCACAUGGGGUAAAAUCUGUAUAAGAGUUUGUGCAAGGAUUCUAACUCUGCACUGAAAGAUCUCGCAAGAAAUGAGGUUUAUGUAGAAACAGGAAAAAUAGAAUUCUAGGGACCAGGUGACUGUGGAGAGUGCACGCACGCUGUCCCGUGCCUCAUGAUUGAAUGGAGUGCUACUCCAGGACUUGGAGGCAGUAAGAAGUCACAUCAAAGUCUGGGACUGCGAUUGUUUCAACGUUUCUGAAAGCUCCAGGCAGAAGUUUAGGAGUCUGGGGGGCGAUGGCAGGCCACAAAGCAGAGGAGCUGCUAGAUAUUCUUCGGCUGAACGUGGGCGGCUGCAUCUACAGCGCCCGCCGGGAGUCCCUGUGCCGCUUUAAGGACUCUAUGCUGGCAUCCAUGUUUAGUGGCCGCUUCCCUCUAAAAACAGACGAAUCUGGGGCGUGUAUUAUUGACCGCGAUGGACAUUUAUUUAAGUACAUUUUGGAUUAUCUCCAUGGAGAAGUUCAGAUCCCCUCGGAUGAGCAGACCCGAGCCGCCUUGCAGGAAGAGGCCGAUUAUUUUGGCAUCCCUUAUCCAUACAGCUUGUCUGAUCACUUGGCCAAUGAAAUGGAGACAUAUUCUUUAAGGUCAAAUAUAGAACUUAAAAAGGCUUUAACAGACUUCUGUGAUUCAUAUGGCUUAGUCUGCAAUAAACCAACAGUUUGGGUUCUCCACUAUCUUAACACAUCUGGAGCAAGCUGUGAGAGCAGAAUUAUUGGUGUCUAUGCUACAAAAACUGAUGGGACCCACGCCAUUGAUAAGCAGUUGGGAGGAAGAAUCCACAGCAAAAGCAUCUUCAAAAGAGAGGCGGGAAAUAAUGUUCAAUACAUUUGGAGCUAUUACUCCGUAGCUGAGUUGAAGAAAAUGAUGGAUGCCUUUGAUGCCUGGGAAGGAAAAGGUGUAAGCUACUGGCGUGUGCCCCAUGAGCUCAUAGAGUGUUGGACUCUGGAAGAACGGCCUUUACAUGGAAGCCUGCGUCAUAUGGCCCCCAUCCGAAAGAGGCGGCUGCUGACCCUCAGGGAAGAGGAUGAAGGUGUGAACUGUAAAACUGGUCCUAAGCCGGUCAGGUUUUUGGGUCCUUCCACAAGCACCCAAAUUAAAGUCAAGAACUCUGCUUCUGUGAGGGUGUCACCCAUCAGUGCUGCCCAGAUCUCCUCUCAGGCCACAGCAAACCGGUCUCAAAGAGGCAGCUAUGGAAAGGCAGCCCAGUGCUCUGUGGCGACGAGGACACCUGGGCAUGCUCCUGCUUCCCCUCAUGCCCAGAGUGCUGAGAGCCAAGCCAUACAGCCACCACCAGCCAAGGUGCUCCUCUCUGGCCAGAAGUCUCCGCCCCACCGAGUGAUCAAGCUGAGGAGGACUCCACUGUGUGGGGUGCCUUCCCUGCUGCCCACCCCCUCAGCAGGGAGCCAGGCUGGCUUCCCCCAGCAGCCUUCUCUGGAGGCUUCCAUCACUUGGGGUAUGCGGACUGAGUCCAGGGAAGACCAGCCUGAUGGGUAGUGGACUGGAAACUGUCUGUCUGUCCUGCAGCUUCCAGUGCGCUGAUUUCAACAAGUGAGCUCUGUUCUUGUUGCAGAAGGGAAACUCAUGUGGGUGUUUAGGAUUGUUACAGGAAAAGUGAAUUCCAUGAUGUGGGAGUGGAGGAGGAGACUCGGUGCUUGCGAUACCACUUAGUGUUUUUCUAAGGUUGUCUGUGUGCAGGUUGGUUUCUAGUUUUGAAUUUUAAGCUUUAUUUAAAUGGUUAAUCACCAGAGAUGUUCCCCUUUUUUGCAGUGAUACUAGCCACUUUUGUAAUGUUACUCCUGUAGUCCAAGGGUAGGAGUGAGGCCUAGCAGAUGAGCUCCUGUAGAUGGAGAGGGGACCAGUGCUGGCCACACUGUGGGGUGGCCAGGAGAGUCUCCGAGGGACUGUGUCCACAGCUGCUCACAGUUGCUCAUUCUCCAAAGACAGCAGAUGACGGGGCAGGGGGAAGAAUAUAGUCAAAGGCAGCCUUGGACGCACUUGACCGGCCGUCUUCUUUCCUAGGUUGGCUCUUCACCUAGAUCCCGUUAGCAGAUGUGUCUUCAGACACCACAGGGGUACGUGUGGUGAGAGCUGUAGAAUGGGUUUGGGAAUGGUUCCAGUUUUAAUUUGAAUAGUGAAGUUUUGAAGUGCUUUGAAGAAGAGAAGUUAAAUAAGUUUAACUCUUUAACUCAAGUUAGUUUGUUCUUAGAAGUGGCCACUGAAGAGUCCUUCUGAUUAUACACGAUGUUUUAUGCAUACAAUUUCCAGAUAACUUGAAUUUCAUAUUUUUAAACAAAAUAUUUUGAUUAAUCCUCUAUUUUUUCAUGACCAUUGAAUUGGAUGUGCUUACUCUUUUAUAUUAUGUUUGGUAAUUGGAUUGUACAUUUCUGCUUUUCAUGAGCACUGUGCCUCAAGUGUUUUAAAGAUGGUUCAUUGGGUAGUGUGCUCCUUACUCGGACCCUGGACAUGUACUUGUAUUGCUUUGAAAGAGUGAGGCAGGUAUACUCAUGGUGUUUUCUUUUAAAUAAAUAAAACAUUUCCACAAAAAGGUGACAUUUUAUGUGACUUAUUUAAACUUGGCAUCCUGCAAUAGUUGAGAGCUUACUAAUUUAUAUAGGGCUUCUAUUCCUGUUUCCAGAAUUACUUUGUCUUGCUAAUCCAUGAAAUAAUAAAACCAACUUUGAAUAAACAUCUACUGGUGCCUUUCUAAGAAGGUGGUUGAGCUGAGUAAGAAGGCUUUUAACUGAAGAUCCAUAAUGACAUCCUGGAAUAUAUAAGCUAUUUUAAAGAACUCAAGCAACUUGAAAAAUUAAAAGUGAGUGAGUUCUUGGGACUACCAAUUUGCAUAUUACACUUAUUAUUUAAUCUAGGAUAUUUUGAAGUGCUAAUUCAUAUAUAAGAAAAAAUGUACUAAUGCACAU
Molecule: messenger RNA, 3144 nt
Organism: Onychomys torridus (southern grasshopper mouse)
Lineage: Eukaryota; Metazoa; Chordata; Mammalia; Rodentia; Cricetidae
Gene: Kctd18
Product: potassium channel tetramerization domain containing 18
Exons: 7
Coding region: 464-1720 (418 amino acids)
Biological process (GO): protein homooligomerization
Molecular function (GO): protein binding
Source: RefSeq, a predicted model, not a curated record